Molecule: messenger RNA, 654 nt
Organism: Lycium barbarum (goji berry)
Lineage: Eukaryota; Viridiplantae; Streptophyta; Magnoliopsida; Solanales; Solanaceae
Exons: 4
Coding region: 1-654 (217 amino acids)
Source: RefSeq, a predicted model, not a curated record
AUGAAGAGGGACAUAGUGGAUUUCGUAUCUUGGUGUUUGAAGUAUGAGCACCAGAAGCCCAGUGGUGUGAUUCAGAGGAUACCCAUACCCAAGUGGAAGUGGGAGCGGAUUGCUAUGGACUUUUUGGUAGGAUUUCCACGUACUUUGGGCAAAUUUGAUGCUAUUUGGGUCAUUGUGGAUAGUUUGACCAAGUCUGCCCAUUUCAUUCCAAAGGAGUUGGGCACUAGAGUGGAGCUUAGUACAACUUUUCACCCCCAGAAGGAUGGUCAGUCUAAAUGGACUAUUCAGGUUAGGCCUUUGGGUACAGAUUUGUUAAGGGAUUCUUUGGAUAAGGUGAAGUUGAUUCAGGGAAGAUUUCUCACAGCUCAGAGUAGACAAAAACAUUAUGCGAACCAGAAGCAUAUUGGGGAGGUAGCUUAUGAAUUGGCUUUACCUUUGAAUCUUUCAGGUGGUCACCCAGUCUUUCAUGUUUCAGUGCUGAUGAAAUACCUUUCGGAUGGUUCUCAUGUGAUUUUGUGGGCUUCGGUGUUGCUUAAUCAGAAUCUGACUUUUGAGGAGGAGCCGAUAGCUAUUUUGGACAGACAGGUUCGGAAGUUCAAAUCGAAAGAAAUAACUUUAGUGAAAGUGCAAUGGAUGCAUCGUCCAGUUGAAUAG